CAAACCAGUCCACUGCAGUGAUAAUGUCCCUACGGUCGAGCCUCCUUGCUCCGGCCUCAGCUCUGGGUCUGUGUCGCUGUCUGCUGGCUGUCCUGGUGGUCCUGGGGCUGUCCAGCCGGGCAGAGGGCCAGCCAUGCCCGGCGCAGUGCUCCUGUUCCGGCUCUACUGUGGACUGUCACGGCCAGGGUCUCCGCAGCGUUCCCAGGAAUAUACCACGCAAUGCAGAGAGACUGGAUCUGAACGCUAAUAAUCUGACUAAAAUCACCAAGGCCGACUUCGCUGGACUGAGGAAUCUGCGUGUGCUUCAGUUGAUGGAGAAUAAGAUCAGUCUGAUAGAGAGAGGAGCCUUCCAGGACCUGAAGGAGCUCGAGAGACUGCGUCUGAACCGGAACAGUCUCCAGGUUUUUCCAGAGCUUUUGUUCCUGGGAACACUGAAACUCUACAGACUGUAAGUUACAUACUAUUAUAUUGUUCCCUCUGUCCCUCC
Messenger RNA from Oncorhynchus kisutch (coho salmon), 487 nucleotides. RefSeq names its product slit homolog 2 protein-like. NCBI's taxonomy places the organism in Eukaryota, Metazoa, Chordata, Actinopteri, Salmoniformes, Salmonidae. The record is from RefSeq and is a predicted model, not a curated record. Bases 24 to 452 code for a protein of 142 amino acids. The transcript has 4 exons. Gene Ontology annotation, molecular function: protein binding. Gene Ontology annotation, cellular component: plasma membrane.